Messenger RNA from Phalacrocorax carbo (great cormorant), 2521 nucleotides. Lineage: Eukaryota; Metazoa; Chordata; Aves; Suliformes; Phalacrocoracidae. The record is from RefSeq and is a predicted model, not a curated record.
GGAGAUGUCGGCCAGGACCCGCUGCCGGGCCGGCUGCCGGGGCUUGGCAUGCCCAUGAGGCCGGCGGGGUGCAGCCGGGGCGGGCGGCGGGGCAGCGGUGGCUCCAGCGGGGCAGCGGCAGCAGGAGACGCUCACCAUGGAGUUCACAGUGAUCGACUACAGCAUCUUCGUGCUGCUGCUGGUGCUGUCGUCGGCCAUCGGACUCUUCUAUGCACUGAGUGGGGACCGGCAGCGCACGGUGCAGGAAUUCCUCCUGGCCAACCGCAACAUGGGCUUCCUGCCGGUUGCCCUCUCCCUGCUGGCCACCUUCCAGUCCGCCGUGGCCAUCCUGGGUGUGCCGGCCGAGAUCUACCGCUUUGGCACCGAGUACUGGUUCCUCGGCUGCUCCUACUUCCUGGGGCUGCUCAUCCCAGCCCACAUCUUCAUCCCCAUCUUCUACCGCCUGCGCAUCACCAGCACCUACGAGUACUUGGAGCUGCGCUUCAACAAGACAGUGCGAAUCUUCGGCACCGUUGCCUUCAUCUUCCAGAUGGUCAUCUACAUGGGGGUAGUGCUCUACGCGCCCGCGCUGGCCCUCAAUGCAGUGACAGGCUUUGACCUCUGGAGUGCGGUGCUCACCAUGGGGCUGGUCUGCACGCUGUACACCACGGUGGGUGGGCUGAAGGCCGUCAUCUGGACAGACGUCUUCCAGACGCUGGUGAUGUUUGCGGGGCAGCUGGCUGUCAUCGUGGUGGGUGCCCAGCGGGUGGGCGGCAUGGCCCGCGUCUGGCACCUGGCGAAGCAGGAGGGCAAGAUCGCCGGCAUCGACCUGGACCCUGACCCCUUCGAGCGGCACACCUUCUGGACCCUGGCAGUGGGGGGCAUCUUCAUGAUGCUGUCACUGUACGGGGUGAACCAGGCGCAGGUGCAGCGGUACCUCAGCGCCCGCAGCGAGCGGGAGGCCAAGCUCUCCUGCUACGCCGUCUUCCCCUGCCAGCAGAUCGUCCUCUGCCUCAGCUGCCUGACCGGCCUCGUCAUGUUCGUCUACGACCGGGAGCACCCACUGGUGCCCACCCAGCGCCCCGGCUCCUCUGACCAGCUGGUGCUGUACUUCGUGAUGGACGUGCUGCAGGACCUGCCAGGGCUGCCCGGGCUCUUCGUCGCCUGCCUCUUCAGCGGGUCCCUCAGCACCAUCUCCUCCGCCUUCAACUCGCUGGCCACGGUGACGAUGGAGGACCUGGUCCGGCCCCACUACCCCAGGCUGUCAGAGUCACGGGCCACGCUGAUCUCCAAGCUGCUGGCUCUUGGUUAUGGAUUGCUCUGCCUGGGGAUGGCCUAUGUGUCCUCCAUGCUGGGCCCCGUGCUGCAGGCAGCCAUCAGCAUCUUUGGCAUGGUGGGGGGUCCGCUCCUGGGGCUCUUCUGCCUGGGCAUGUUCUUCCCCUGCGCCAACCCCACGGGUGCUGUCGUGGGGCUGCUGGCAGGCCUGGCCAUGGCCUUCUGGGUGGGCAUCGGCAGCCUGCUGUCCGGCAUGGGGGCAGCCGAGGGGGUACCCCCACCCAACAGCACCACACUCCCCCCUAUGGGCAACCUCACCACCAUCCUCGCCACCACCCUGAUGGCCCCCACGCUGGCCCCCCAGAGCCCCACGGGACUGCAGAAGUUUUACAACCUGUCCUACAUGUGGUAUAGUGCCCACAACUCCACCACCGUCAUCGUCGUGGGGCUCCUGGUCAGCCUGCUCACUGGCCCCACACCAGCAGCAGCUGUGGACCCCCGCACCAUCUACCCCGUGCUGCCUCGCCUGCUCUGCUGCCUGCCGCAGAAGUACCGGGAGAGGCUCUGCUGCGGGGUGGGCUUCCCUGCCCAGGACACCAACCACAUGGACGCCACGGUGAAGAGCAAGGGGGUGGCCAACGGCCUGGCCCCCCCUGGCUCUGGGCGGAGGGAGGAAGAGGAGGGACAGGGCUACAUCCGCACAGUGGGGGCCCCAACCUACGCUCUGCAGGAGACAUCCUUCUGAGCCCCCGCCCCGGCACGGGGGUUCCGGCCGCCCCCCCGUGCAUGUCUCCAGCACCCCGCUGGCCAGGGGGGCUCACACCCCCCGCGGGGUGCCCGCACAUGGCCGGAAAGAACCAAAUAACCGGGAGGGGCUGGGUCCCUGCCCGGGGGGGCCGCCUGGGCUGCACCCCACCGUGGGCAGCAUGGGGUCUCUCUGCCUUUGCCCGCAGCAGGCUGGCCCUGAGGCCCAGGCCCUCUGCCUGCCUGCGCCCACGCCAGCCCCUGCCCCCCAGCCAGGGGGGCUCUGGCUCUGGGACCAUGGGUGUGGGGGCGUGUUGGAGCGGUGCCCUCUCCCCCCUGCCCCUCCCCGGGCCGGGAUCCUGCCCGGUUCCCCUGGCCUGGCAUGUGCCUUACUGCACCGCUCCCAGGCUGGGGGCCACCCAGACCCCUCAGGGGGCCCAGUGCCCCCCCCACCCCCCAUACUCCCAGUCCCCUGUCACCCCUCUCUGUUCAUUUUUGCCCCAAUAAACAGUUCUGGAGCGCA